Molecule: messenger RNA, 1593 nt
Organism: Cyprinodon tularosa
Lineage: Eukaryota; Metazoa; Chordata; Actinopteri; Cyprinodontiformes; Cyprinodontidae
Product: transmembrane prolyl 4-hydroxylase-like
Exons: 2
Coding region: 476-961 (161 amino acids)
Source: RefSeq, a predicted model, not a curated record
GUACUGUAGAUGCUGAUUAUUCUGCUGUUAAUAAUCUGGAGAGAAAAAACACAAGCUACAAUUUUCCUUUAGAUUUACAUUUGAUCUUUUUUUAAAUGUUUUUUCCUUUUUCUAUGAAUGAAUUUGUAAGGAGGAAGUGCCUGGUGGUGUAAUCCACCCCGGGUUGAUGCGCAGUGCGCUCCUGCGUGCAGCUGCAGUGUAAACAAAGCCGCUGCAGAUCACUACGCAUUGAGUUGUUUGGACCGCACUGGCAAAGCAACAAACGUCGUUUUUUUUCUCUUAUCUUUAAAAGCGGAUACAGAUCUAAAGGAAGGUUUUUAUGGAUUUUCAGCACUUUUUUAAAAUUCAGAUCCACAUAUGUCACUCAGCGCAUUUGCUCCUACGUUCGGCCAUUUAAACACACCGAUGGGGUUAGUCGAAAAGAAACAGUCAGCAAAUUGUUUCAGCAAUUUUUUUUUUUUUUUUUUUUUGAAUAAUGAAAAUGUCGGAUCACCAGGAGAUCGCGGAUGCUGAGGACGCGCGUCUAUCCGGGAACCCGACCUCUCCGCUCCGGCCAACUGGCGACCGUCUGCCCUGCCACAAGAGCAGCGUGUGCUCCCGCUCCUACUUCGUGGUCGUGAUGGUGUUUUUUCACGUCUACAUCAUUAAUGUCAUAGCACUGCUCUUCUACGUGCACUACAACAGCGGGCAGGAGGACAGCAGCCGGGGCGGAGACGCUCCCAGCGGCGGUGAACGACAGCAGCACCAAGAGCAGCGACGUCCCGCUCCAUCACAGCAGCACUUUGUACGGGAUGUUUCACUAACAAGGAUCGAGGGAAUAAGGGUAGGACAUGUCCAAAAGGUGUCUCUAGUGCCAGACAAAGUGCACGAGAUGAGGACUUUGAGUCUGAAACCUCUGCUGUUCGGUAAGCAGAACAUAUAUCCAUGGGAGCCUCUAACAUACAUCCAUGGGAGCCUCUAACAUACAUUCAUGGGAGCCUCUAACAUAUAUCCAUGGGAGCCUCUAACAUACAUUCAUGGGAGCCUCUAACAUACAUCCAUGGGAGCCUCUAACAUACAUCCAUGGGAGCCUCUAACAUACAUCCAUGGGAGCCUCUAACAUACAUCCAUGGGAGCCUCUAACAUAUAUCCAUGGGAGCCUCUAACAUACAUCCAUGGGAGCCUCUAACAUAUAUCCAUGGGAGCCUCUAACAUACAUUCAUGGGAGCCUCUAACAUAUAUCCAUGGGAGCCUCUAACAUACAUCCAUGGGAGCCUCUAACAUACAUCCAUGGGAGCCUCUAACAUACAUCCAUGGGAGCCUCUAACAUACAUCCAUGGGAGCCUCUAACAUAUAUCCAUGGGAGCCUCUAACAUACAUCCAUGGGAGCCUCUAACAUAUAUCCAUGGGAGCCUCUAACAUACAUCCAUGGGAGCCUCUAACAUAUAUCCAUGGGAGCCUCUAACAUACAUUCAUGGGAGCCUCUAACAUAUAUCCAUGGGAGCCUCUAACAUACAUCCAUGGGAGCCUCUAACAUACAUCCAUGGGAGCCUCUAACAUACAUUCAUGGGAGCCUCUAACAUACAUCCAUGGGAGCCUCUAACAUAUAUCCAU